AUGUCCCAACCGAAUUCGUAUCACCAAGAUUCGCUGUCGUUGGAUUGUCAAGAAAUUUUACCGAGAUUAUUUCUCGGAAGCGAAGAUGCUGCUUAUUCCGAUGUCGAUAUUCUUCUCAAUGAUCCGUAUCGAAUUUCUCACAUUUGUGUGUGUGGGUUUGGUCUAUCCCGAAAGUAUGAACAGCACUUUAAAUAUUUCCAAAUCAAGGCGGUGGAUUUACCUAUUUAUAAUAUUACACAAGAUGUGUUGAAAUGUGUGGAGUUUAUUGAUGAAGCAUUAAAUCAAAAUGAGAAUAAUCAUGCUCUCUGGCUUAAUUCCCUUUCCGUUAUCUUUGCAUUCAAAUUUUAA
Messenger RNA from Naegleria fowleri, 348 nucleotides. RefSeq lists its product as uncharacterized. Gene Ontology annotation, cellular component: cytoplasm. Gene Ontology annotation, biological process: regulation of MAP kinase activity. Lineage: Eukaryota; Heterolobosea; Eutetramitea; Acrasida; Naegleriidae. The record is from RefSeq and is a predicted model, not a curated record. The transcript has a single exon. Bases 1 to 348 code for a protein of 115 amino acids. Gene Ontology annotation, molecular function: JUN kinase phosphatase activity.